AAAAGGGAUCAUUUUCCCCCUCCUCCCAUCCAUCAAUUCUUCACAACACAACCACAAGGUCUUUUACAUUUAUUCUAUUCGUUCCUCAUUCUCAACUCGACGUUAGUUGGCAAAGUAAGUUUACAUCUCAUUUUCUUCCAUUCCGUGUAUGAUAUAUCAUCUACCUGGGCCCUUGGUUACUUCUUACCUUUCUAGGUAUUAACCGUAAUACCUCUUGUGCUUGUACUCCGUAUUGAUUCUCAGCUCAAAACAUUGGCAUUCUUGGGUUGUUUUAUCAUUGACCGUGUCUUCAUCCAAGGAACACGCUUGGAGGGAACACAAAGCUACACCAAACUCCUCCCUUUCCCUUUCCCUUUCCCUUUCCCUUUCCCUUUCCCUUUCCCGCAGAUCUCAAUCACUCUAAACUUUCUUGUUUGUACCUUUCCAGUCUUUCAAGGCAACUGUUGGCCUUAAUUUUAAUUUGAUUGCUCACAUUUCAAACUGACGAAUUAAAAAGGCCCUUUGCAGUUGUACCAACCCCACCAAAAGGAAUCUUACCUACAAAACCUUCAACCUUUCCUCCCUCCCUCCCAUAACUUGGAACAAUGGCCACUGCAAUGGAUCACUUAAGUACUGGAACGUCCAAGGUUUCUUGGUUGGCGAACCUCAACACUGAGUUCAAGCCUACCAAGAACUAUCGCCGUACUUCAAUUAUUUGCACUAUUGGUCCUAAGACCAAUUCUGUUGAGGCUCUCAACAAGCUCCGUAUCGCUGGUCUCAAUGUCGUCCGCAUGAACUUUUCCCAUGGUUCAUACGAAUACCAUCAAUCCGUUAUUGACAACACUCGUGAAGCUGAGAGAGUCCAAGCUGGUCGUCAACUCGCUAUCGCUUUAGAUACAAAGGGUCCAGAAAUUAGAACUGGUAGCACAGUUGGCUAUGCUGAUAUCCCUAUCUCUAUUGGAUCAGAGAUCAACAUUACCACCGAUGACAAGUAUGCUACUGCUUGUGAUGACAAGAACAUGUACGUAUAAGCCUCCAACACUUUACAGGCGCCUUAGUUCCCAUCGCUAAUCUACUACGCCAUCUCUCAGGUACCUCGAUUACAAGAAUAUUACCAAGGUUAUCGAGCCAGGACGUAUCAUCUACGUUGAUGAUGGUGUACUCGCAUUCGAUGUUUUGGAGAUUGUUGAUGACAAGACCAUUCGUUGCCGCGCAAGAAACAAUGGAAAGAUCUCUUCCAACAAGGGUGUCAACCUCCCAAACACUGAUGUCGAUCUUCCUGCUUUGUCCGAGAAAGAUCAAGCCGAUUUGAGAUUUGGUGUCAAGAACAAUGUUGACAUGGUCUUCGCCUCAUUCAUCCGUCGUGGUGAGGAUAUCACGGCCAUCCGUAAAGUUCUCGGUGAAGAUGGAAAGCACAUCCAAAUCAUUGCCAAGAUUGAGAACAGACAAGGUCUUAACAACUUCGCUGAGAUCUUGAAGGAGACCGAUGGUGUCAUGGUUGCUCGUGGUGACUUGGGUAUUGAGAUCCCAGCUGCUGAGGUUUUCGCUGCUCAAAAGAAGAUGAUUGCUAUGUGCAACAUGGCCGGAAAACCAGUCAUCUGUGCUACUCAAAUGCUCGAAUCUAUGAUUCUCAACCCAAGACCAACUCGUGCUGAGAUCAGUGAUGUUGGUAACGCUGUCACCGAUGGUGCUGACUGUGUUAUGUUGUCUGGAGAGACUGCCAAGGGAAACUAUCCUAAUGAGGCCGUUAACGAGAUGCACGAAUGUUGCUUGAGCGCCGAGAACUCUAUCGCAUAUGUCUCUCACUUCGAGGAACUUUGCAAACUUGCCGAAAGACCAGUCAGCGUUGUUGAAUCAUGCGCCAUGUCUGCCGUCCGUGCCAGUUUGGAUAUCAACGCAGGCGCCAUCAUUGUCUUGUCCACCAGUGGAGAGAGCGCACGUCUUCUCUCCAAGUACAGACCAGUCUGCCCUAUCUUCAUGGUAACCCGAAAUGCCAGCGCAUCCAGAUACGGUCACUUGUACCGUGGUGUCUAUCCUUUCCACUUUGCUGAGGAGAAGCCAGACUUUUCCAAGGUCAACUGGCAAGAGGAUGUUGACAGAAGAAUCAAGUGGGGUAUUGCUGAGGCUAUGAAGCUUAAGGUUUUGGCUCAGGGUGAGAGCGUCGUCGUUGUUCAAGGAUGGAAGGGUGGUAUGGGUAACACCAACACGUAAGUUUUAAUCAUUGUAAUUCGGUCCUCAACUUUACUAACGCAUCUAUUUCUAGUCUCCGUGUUAUCAAGGCUGAGCCAGAGAACCUUGGUUUGGGACAACUUUAAAGAGUUAUGGACGAAGAUAAGAUAUUACUAUCAUGAAUCUUGGUUCAACUCUUAAAAACUAUCCACCCUAACCUUGCAUUGAACCAAGCUUCCAUGCUACUGUACAGCCUCUCGAGUUUGUACCACUAUUGGUUUUAUCAUUCUUUCAUGCUUCUAACGGUUAUGAUAAUGAAACCAAGCAAACCAGAAGGUCACGGAUUGGGUGCAAUAGUACAGAAUGUACUGCCUUGUUAAUAGAAGAAUACCAAAUGCUUUACGC
Molecule: messenger RNA, 2553 nt
Organism: Sclerotinia trifoliorum
Lineage: Eukaryota; Fungi; Ascomycota; Leotiomycetes; Helotiales; Sclerotiniaceae
Source: the annotation of a GenBank genome assembly